CAAUAGCAAACAGCAAAAGAAAUAUCUCACUGAAGAAGAAAGAUGGCACGGUUGUCGCUGCUGAUAUUUCUGUUCUGCGCCGCCGCCUUCGCCGCCGCAGGCUCCACCUUCGACGAAUCCAACCCUAUCCGUCUUGUAUCGGACUUGGAAUCGCAGGUCCUCGACGCCAUAGGACAGAGCCGCCACGCUCUCUCCUUCGCGCGUUUCGCUCGCCGGCACGGCAAGCGCUACCACUCCGUCGAUGAGAUUAGGCACCGCUUCCGGAUCUUCUCCGAUAACCUCAGACUCAUCAGAUCCACCAACAAGAGGCCUCUCUCGUACACGCUCGGCAUUAAUCAUUUUGCUGACUGGACUUGGGAGGAGUUCGCGAGACACAGACUCGGCGCCGCUCAGAAUUGCUCCGCCACGCACAGAGGCAACCACAGGCUCACCGAUGCCCCUCUUCCAGACGAGAAAGACUGGAGAAAAGAAGGUAUAGUCAGCGAAGUUAAAGAUCAAGGCCACUGCGGAUCGUGCUGGACAUUCAGCACAACUGGAGCCUUGGAGGCAGCUUACGCGCAGGCUUUUAAGAAAAAUAUCUCUCUUUCUGAACAGCAGCUAGUGGAUUGUGCCGGUGCUUUCAAUAACUUCGGCUGCAACGGUGGUUUGCCGUCCCAAGCCUUUGAAUACAUUAAAUUCAACGGUGGCAUUGACACAGAGGAAGCAUAUCCCUACACCGGACAAGAUGGUGUCUGCAAAUUUACAGCUGAAAACGUUGCUGUUCGAGUCGUUGACUCUGUUAAUAUCACCUUGGGUGCUGAGGAUGAAUUGAAACACGCAGUUGCUUUUGUUCGGCCAGUUAGUGUGGCAUUUGAGGUGGUGAACGGCUUCCGAUUCUACAAGAAAGGAGUUUACACUAGUGAUACUUGUGGCAGCAAGCCCACGGAUGUAAAUCAUGCUGUUCUUGCUGUUGGGUAUGGUGUUGAAGAUGGUGUUCCAUAUUGGAUCAUUAAAAACUCAUGGGGAGGUGACUGGGGUGACAACGGCUACUUCAAGAUGGAAUUUGGGAAGAAUAUGUGCGGUGUUGCAACUUGUGCAUCGUAUCCUGUGGUGGCUUAAAUUGUAUGAGAUAACUGCACCUUGCACGUCAUGCUUUGUAUUGUCCAUCUUAAAAGGCGAAAUGUCAUUGUGUACUGCGAUGAUAAUUUCUAGUAUAUGUUGAUGUUUAUGUUUAAAAUAAGUUUGGGGUUAGGUAUGCCCAUUCUCGUUGAUGCCGAACUCGCUGCAAAAUCACACUGUAAAUUAUGCGUCAGAGAGUAUCAUAGAAAUUAUAAACUCGUGUUCCACAAUCUAUAGCAAUUUAACGAUAGCAUGCUGUUUGAAACCUGGGCACAAGAAGUUAUCAUUUGUCCCGAUGCAAUAAACUUUGCUUGGUUACUCCAUCUCGUUA
This is a messenger RNA of Cajanus cajan (pigeon pea), 1429 nucleotides long. Its product is annotated as pro-cathepsin H. The record is from RefSeq and is a predicted model, not a curated record. Gene Ontology annotation, molecular function: cysteine-type peptidase activity. Lineage: Eukaryota; Viridiplantae; Streptophyta; Magnoliopsida; Fabales; Fabaceae. Gene Ontology annotation, biological process: proteolysis.